AUGAGUGAUGAUUUUGUAAGAUUCUACAAAUCUUUGGAUAGCAGCAAGUUCAAGGUAUUUGUAAAAGGGGAGUGGUACAGUGUUUUUGAUGACGAUAUCAGGCAUGUUACAGGCCACGGACAUGGAGAUGUUGUCAGAAAAGGCGGCAUGAAUGAGCUGAGGAUAUCAAAAGGAGAGGCAGAGGAGGUGAUGAAGUCGCUGCUUACAAGAAAGAGCGGAGGAAUGGCUGUGCAGGAGUAUAGUGGAUAUGAGCUUGUAAGAGAAGGAUAUCCUGGGAAUUGGCACGACUUUGCAGACAUGCUUCUUGAUAGCAAACAGACGCCUUCUGUUGCAGCAGUGAAGAUUGCGGAAUGUGUGGAGAUCAGUUUUGUUGGUAGUUGUGAAUCCACAAUGUAUACAUGCAUAUUCAAGGAUGAUGAUGUGUUUAGCGGCCUCUACGGGAUUCUGAAUGAGGAGAACAUUGUGGAAGUGGUUUGUGACACAACCAGAGCAGAAGAGCUUCUCAACAGGUAUGGAAUACCGAGUCACUUGAGAAAGUGCAAUGGAAACACAACGAGGAUGCUGUGUGAGUAUCUGAGGGUGGAUGAACAGAGAUAUGAGCAUAGGGAGUAUGUUAGGCGAUUUGUAUGUCGAGUGGACAAGAAUGCGCUAUUUGCACUGAAUGUGCUGAAUGAAGACGAGCACUGCGUUUUUAGUACGUUUUCGUGCGUUACCAAUCAGGGCCAUAGGCAUCUCCAGAAGAUGUUUCUACAGCCGUUGACUGAUAGGGAUGCAAUUGAGAAGAGGCUGGAUGUUGUAGAAGCAUUGAUGCAGGUUGACCUAAAAGGGCUGAAGGGAUUUCCUGAUCUUCAGAAGCACAUUGGAAGGAUUUGGAACGGACGAAUAAGCUUCAAGGAGAUGCUCAGGCUGAUUGAAGCGAUUCGAUGUGUUCCUGGGAUUGUGAAGGUUCUGGGGUCGUCAGCAUGCCUUAGAGAAACAUUUGCAGCCACACUUGAUGCAGCUUGCAAACACUUUGAUUUGUUUCUGGAUGAGGCCAACAAGAUGAUUGAUGUGUAUUCAGAAGAAGAGUGUGGCUACACAAUCAGGCCUGGGUUUUCAGAUAAGCUUGGCGAGCUUAGGAAGUUGCUUGACGAGGUUGAUAGGGAAAUAUAUACAGAAUACGAAAGGGUGUAUAGAGUGUAUCCGCAUGCAAGAUAUGAUGCAAGUACAGGGAUGUUUAGGAGUACAAGGGGAGAGUACCAGAGAAGCCAGGAUGUUUUCAAGAAGGAAGGAUUUCUUGAGCUUAGCCUUACGAAGGGAGGUGUUUCGUUUACUACACGAAUGCUAUCGUGCAUGAAUGAAAAGAAAGCACAUAUCAAGGCAGGCAUAGAUAGAGAAGAAGAAGUGGUGCUUGGGAAGCUUAGGAUGAUGAUAAAGAAGUAUCUGCCAGAUGUCGAGUGCAUUAAUCAUUUGGUUGCACAUAUCGACGUACUCAAUGCGUUUUCGAUCAAGGCAAGUGUUGCGGGAUAUUCAAGGCCAGUAUUCAGCGAUCGCGUGUUUGAGAUAAGGAGCGGGUUUCACCCUGUGCUUGAGGACAGAAACUGCAUAAGAAACACAGUUAGCAUGGGCGAAAAGAGAAUGUGUGUGGUGACUGGCCCGAACAUGGGAGGCAAGAGCACAUUUAUCAAGACUUGUGGUGUUAUUGCUCUAAUGGCGCAGAUUGGAUGCUAUAUACCUGCGGAGUAUGGAGUGCUUCCGAUAUUUGAUGGGAUAUAUGUAAGGGCUGGCGCCGGUGAUUGUGCGUUUACGGGCGCAUCGACAUUCAUGGCUGAGAUGGUUGAUAUAGCAAGGAUUUGCCACCUGAGCACGCGUAGUUCGCUGAUUAUUAUUGACGAGCUUGGAAGGGGAACAAGCGCAAUAGACGGACUGAGCAUUGCACAGGCAGUGAAAGAGCAUAUUGUGUCCAAAGGUGCGCUGUGCUUCUGUGCAACACACUUUCCGGAGCUUUGCGGAGAAGAUGUUGUCAACAAACGAGUCAAGAGCGAUGGCACACUCCUUAUGUAUGAGGUUAUUGAUGGUGUUUGCGACACGAGCUUUGGCAUUAUGGUUGCUGAAAAAGCAGGUUUUCCAAGCGACGUGGUUGAAAUGGCCAAAGCAUACAUGGAUAUAUAG
Messenger RNA from Ordospora pajunii, 2151 nucleotides. RefSeq names its product MutS-like mismatch repair ATPase. Gene Ontology annotation, molecular function: ATP-dependent DNA damage sensor activity; mismatched DNA binding; ATP binding. Gene Ontology annotation, biological process: mitotic recombination; mismatch repair. The transcript has a single exon. The record is from RefSeq and is a predicted model, not a curated record. NCBI's taxonomy places the organism in Eukaryota, Fungi, Microsporidia, Ordosporidae. Gene Ontology annotation, cellular component: MutSalpha complex; nucleus. Bases 1 to 2151 code for a protein of 716 amino acids.